UAUAAAUCAAGAUAAAUCAAAUAAAAGAUGUAUGGAGGUGGAGAUGAUGUUAGCGCCAUAGUAUUGGACGUUGGAACAUUCUCAACUAAAGGCGGCUAUGCUGGUGAAGACUCACCCAAAGCUGUUUUCCCAAGUGAUAUAGGUGUUGUAUAUAAAAAUGGAGAUGAUUCAGUUGUUGGAAUCUCAGAAUCAGAAAUUGGGGAAAAAGAAGAUAUAGACCAAGUUAAAAAAACUUAUUAUACAGGAACAAAUGCAAUUACAUAUAGAAGACCACACAUGGAGGUUAUUAAUCCUUUAUCAGAUGGUUUAAUUAAAAAUUGGGAUGCAAUGGAACAAAUUUGGAAUCACACAUUUUAUGAAAGAUUACAUAUCAAUCCAAUGGAUCAUCCAAUUUUAUUAGCUGAACCAUCUUUUAAUACCAGAGUAAUUAGAGAAAAAGUUUCAGAAAUAAUGUUUGAAAAGUAUCACACACCAGCAUUAUUCAUUUCAAAGAAUGCUGUUUUAUCUUCAUUUUCAAGCUCUAAAUCAACUUCAUUAGUUUUGGAUUCUGGUGGUGGCAUGACAUCAAUUACACCAGUAUUUGAAGGUUAUGUAGUUAAAAAUGGUAUUGUAAAAUCAAAUUUAGCAGGUAAUAAAUUAACAGAAGAGUAUUAUAAAGUUUUAUCAAGCAAAAACAUUACAAUCAAUCCAAUCAACUUAAUUAAAAAGGUUGAGAUUAAAGCUGGCGAAUUUAGUAUUACACCAUAUAAUAUUCCAACACUUACAGAAUCUUAUAAAAGAUAUGUUACAUUAGAAACUGUUAGAGAUAUAAAAGAAACCUCAUGUAGAGUUGCCGAUCGUGAUUUAGGUGAAGAAAUUAAUAUAGCUCAAGUACCAUAUGAAUUACCAGAUGGAAAUUUAUUAGAAAUUGGGUCAGAUAGAUUCCAAAUCCCAGAAUUAUUAUUUAAUCCAGCACCAUUAAAUGAACAACUUUUAGCUGCAUCAUCAUCAGCCGCUGCUGCACUUAAUGGUACAGAUACAACCACCACAAAUUCAACACCACAACAAUAUCAAGGUUUAGCUAAAAUGAUUAUUGAAUCACUUGAAAAGAGUGAUACCGAUAUCCGUAAAGAAUUAAUUAGUAAUCUUAUUCUUACUGGUGGUAAUACAUUAUUCACUGGCUUCCAAGAUAGAUUAGUUAGAGAUAUUUCAGAAAUUUCAUACAAUAAAGCUAAAAUCGUUUCAAAUCAAACAGAGAAAAAGAAUUCAGUUUGGAUUGGUGGAUCUAUUCUUGGAUCACUUGGUACAUUCCAACAAAUGUGGAUGAGUAAAUCAGAAUGGGAAGAAUAUGGUCGUCCAUUAGUUGAAAAGAAAUGUCCAUAAAUUAAAACAACAAAUAGAUAGAAAAAAAAAAAAAAAAAAAAAGUAAAAAUAAAAAUUAAUU
Messenger RNA from Dictyostelium purpureum, 1423 nucleotides. RefSeq lists its product as uncharacterized. Gene Ontology annotation, molecular function: chromatin binding. The record is from RefSeq and is a predicted model, not a curated record. The transcript is spliced from 5 exons. Gene Ontology annotation, biological process: regulation of transcription by RNA polymerase II. Gene Ontology annotation, cellular component: NuA4 histone acetyltransferase complex; SWI/SNF complex. The coding region runs from base 28 to 1362 and encodes 444 amino acids. Lineage: Eukaryota; Evosea; Eumycetozoa; Dictyosteliales; Dictyosteliaceae.